AUGAUCCGUUUUGUGACAAUUGUGUGUUCGUCCCAGACCUUCACGGCGUGGUGUAACUCCCACUUGAGGAAAGCCGGGACACAGAUCGAGAACAUUGAGGAGGAUUUCAGAAAUGGCCUCAAACUCAUGCUGCUGCUGGAGGUCAUCUCAGGUGAGAGGCUGCCCAAACCCGACAAAGGCAAGAUGCGUUUCCACAAGAUCGCCAACGUCAACAAAGCUCUGGACUUCAUCUGCAGCAAAGGAGUAAAACUGGUGUCCAUCGGUGCUGAAGAAAUUGUUGAUGGCAACGGGAAGAUGACCCUCGGUAUGAUCUGGACCAUCAUCUUGCGUUUCGCCAUCCAGGACAUCUCUGUUGAAGCUCACGUGGAGGACCUCACCUUCGCCAAAGCUCAUGUGGAGGACCUCACCUUGGCCAAAGCUCAUGUGGAGGACCUCACCUUGGCCAUAACUCACGUGGAGGACCUCACCUUGGCCAUAGCUCAUGUGGAGGACCUCACCUUGGCCAUAGCUCACGUGGAGGACCUCACCUUGGCCAUAGCUCAUGUGGAGGACCUCACCUUGGCCAUAGCUCACGACCUCACCUUGGCCAUAGCUCACGUGGAGGACCUCACCUUGGCCAUAGCUCACGUGGAGGACCUCACCUUGGCCAUAACUCACGUGGAGGACCUCACCUUGGCCAUAGCUCAUGUGGAGGACCUCACCUUGGCCAUAGCUCAUGACCUCACCUUGGCCAUAGCUCACGUGGAGGACCUCACCUUGGCCAUAAGUCACGUGGAGGACCUCACCUUGGCCAUAGCUCAUGUGGAGGACCUCACCUUGGCCAUAACUCACGUGGAGGACCUCACCUUGGCCAUAGCUCAUGUGGAGGACCUCACCUUGGCCAUAGCUCAUGUGGAGGACCUCACCUUGGCCAUAACUCACGACCUCACCUUGGCCAUAACUCACGUGGAGGACCUCACCUUGGCCAUAGCUCACGUGGAGGACCUCACCUUGGCCAUAACUCAUGUGGAGGACCUCACCUUGGCCAUAACUCAUGUGGAGGACCUCACCUUGGCCAUAGCUCAUGUGGAGGACCUCACCUUGGCCAUAGCUCAUGUGGAGGACCUCACCUUGGCCAUAACUCACGUGGAGGACCUUACCUUGGCCAUAGCUCAUGACCUCACCUUGGCCAUAACUCACGUGGAGGACCUCACCUUGGCCAUAACUCACGUGGAGGACCUCACCUUGGCCAUAGCUCACGUGGAGGACCUCACCUUGGCCAUAACUCACGUGGAGGACCUCACCUUGGCCAUAACUCACGUGGAGGACCUCACCUUGGCCAUAACUCACGUGGAGGACCUCACCUUGGCCAUAGCUCACGUGGAGGACCUCACCUUGGCCAUAGCUCAUGUGGAGGACCUCACCUUGGCCAUAGCUCAUGACCUCACCUUGGCCAUAACUCACGUGGAGGACCUCACCUUGGCCAUAGCUCACGUGGAGGACCUCACCUUGGCCAUAACUCACGUGGAGGACCUCACCUUGGCCAUAGCUCACGUGGAGGACCUCACCUUGGCCAUAACUCACGUGGAGGACCUCUGCGACAAGACCUCUGCGAAGGAGGGUCUGCUGCUGUGGUGCCAGAGGAAGACUGCCCCCUACAGGAACGUCAACGUUCAGAACUUCCACAUCAGUUGGAAGGACGGCUUGGCUCUGUGUGCCCUGAUCCACAGACACAGACCCGACCUGAUCGACUACUCCAAACUGAGAAAGGACGAUCCCAUUGGAAACCUGAACACUGCUUUUGAAGUGGCUGAGAAGUUCCUGGACAUCCCAAAAAUGCUUGAUGCUGAAGAUAUUGUGAACACACCCAAACCCGACGAGAAGGCCAUCAUGACCUACGUGUCCUGCUUCUACCACGCCUUCGCUGGAGCAGAGCAGGCUGAAACUGCUGCCAACCGUAUCUGCAAAGUGCUGGCGGUGAACCAGGAGAAUGAGAAACUGAUGGAGGAGUACGAGAAGCUGGCCAGCGAGCUGCUGGAAUGGAUCCGCCGCACCAUCCCGUGGCUGGAGAACCGUGUGGCUGAGCAGACCAUGAGGUCCAUGCAGCAGAAGCUGGAGGACUUCCGUGACUAUCGCCGCAUCCACAAACCGCCACGUGUCCAGGAGAAAUGUCAGCUGGAGAUCAACUUCAACACUCUGCAGACCAAGCUGCGGCUGAGCAACCGGCCGGCGUUCAUGCCCUCCGAGGGCAAGAUGGUGUCGGACAUCGCUAACGCCUGGAAAGGCCUGGAGCAGGUGGAGAAGGGCUACGAGGAGUGGCUGCUGACGGAGAUCCGCCGCCUGGAGAGACUCGACCAUUUGGCCGAGAAGUUCAAGCAGAAGUGCUCCAUGCACGAGUCCUGGACCUCAGGAAAGGAGGAGCUGCUGUCUCAGAAGGACUUUGAGUCUGCGUCGCUGAUGGAGAUCCGCGCUCUGAUGAGGAAACACGAGGCGUUUGAGAGCGACCUCGCCGCGCACCAGGACCGUGUGGAGCAGAUCGCCGCCAUCGCACAGGAGCUCAAUGAGCUGGACUACCAUGAUGCUGCCUCAGUGAACGCUCGCUGCCAGGGCAUCUGUGACCAGUGGGACAAUCUGGGAACUCUGACCCAGAAGAGGAGGGACUCUCUGGAGCGUGUGGAGAAACUGUGGGAGACCAUUGAUCAGCUUUAUCUGGAGUUUGCAAAGAGAGCAGCACCUUUCAACAACUGGAUGGACGGAGCCAUGGAGGACCUGCAGGACAUGUUCAUCGUCCACAGCAUCGAGGAGAUCCAGAGCCUGAUCACAGCCCACGACCAGUUCAAGGCCACUCUGCCUGAGGCCGAUAAGGAGCGCAUGGCCACAAUAGGAAUCCAGAACGAGAUCCUGAAGAUCAGUCAGACCUACAACAUCAAGCUGACGGGCAUUAACCCCUACACCAACCUGAGCCCCCAGGACAUCGGCAACAAGUGGGACACUGUGAAGCACCUGGUGCCCCUCAGAGACCAAAUGCUGCAGGAGGAAGUGGCCCGACAGCAGGCCAACGAGAGGCUGAGGCGCCAGUUCGCUGCUCAGGCAAACAUCAUUGGACCCUGGAUCCAGACCAAGAUGGAGGAGAUCAGCCACGUGUCUGUGGACAUCUCCGGCUCUCUGGAGGAACAGAUGAACAGCCUGAAGCAGUACGAACAGAACAUCAUCAACUACAAAUCCAACAUCGACAAACUGGAGGGAGACCACCAGCUCAGCCAAGAGUCGCUCAUCUUCGACAACAAGCACACCAACUACUCCAUGGAGCACAUCCGCGUGGGCUGGGAGCAGCUGCUCACCACCAUCGCCAGAACCAUCAACGAGGUGGAGAACCAGAUCCUGACCCGCGACGCCAAAGGCAUCAGCCAGGAGCAGCUCAACGAGUUCAGAGCCUCCUUCAACCACUUCGACAGGAAGAGGAACGGCAUGAUGGACCCAGACGACUUCCGCGCCUGCCUCAUCUCCAUGGGCUACGAUCUGGGUGAGGUGGAGUUCGCUCGCAUCAUGACCCUCGUGGACCCCAAUAACACCGGAGUGGUGACCUUCCAGGCCUUUAUCGACUUCAUGACCCGCGAGACCGCCGAGACCGACACAGCAGAGCAAGUCAUGGCCUCCUUCAAGAUCCUGGCCUCAGACAAAAACUACAUCACGGUGGACGAGCUGCGCAGAGAGCUGCCCCCAGAGCAGGCCGAGUACUGCAUCAGCCGCAUGACCCGGUACAUCGGCGCCGAUGGUCCCGCCGGAGCCCUGGACUACAUCUCCUUCUCCAGUGCCCUCUAUGGAGAGAGCGACUUAUAA
Messenger RNA from Knipowitschia caucasica, 3819 nucleotides. The record is from the annotation of a GenBank genome assembly. NCBI's taxonomy places the organism in Eukaryota, Metazoa, Chordata, Actinopteri, Gobiiformes, Gobiidae.